Achroia grisella is the source of this 2607-nucleotide messenger RNA. RefSeq names its product zinc finger protein 79-like. The transcript is spliced from 13 exons. Gene Ontology annotation, biological process: regulation of transcription by RNA polymerase II. Gene Ontology annotation, molecular function: RNA polymerase II transcription regulatory region sequence-specific DNA binding; DNA-binding transcription factor activity, RNA polymerase II-specific; zinc ion binding. The record is from RefSeq and is a predicted model, not a curated record. Bases 267 to 2297 code for a protein of 676 amino acids. Gene Ontology annotation, cellular component: nucleus. Lineage: Eukaryota; Metazoa; Arthropoda; Insecta; Lepidoptera; Pyralidae.
UUAGACAUUUUCAAUAUUUAUUUUCAUUUUAAAUACAUUUUGAUAACUUAAUUUUUAUUAUUAUUUUUGACAUAGGUUUAUUUAGUUUUAUAUUAUAAGUUUGUUAUUAUACAUUUAUAUAUUACUUAUACUCGUAGAUAUCAAUACACCGCUUGGGUGAGAAGUUCUAAUAUUUUAUAACUCUACAAGUCCCGCGAAUCUAUGAAUUCAAUUUGAAUUCUAUUUAUAUUAAAUUACUUUUGUGCGAGUUUAUCGAAUAUUAAACGAUGGAAGACGUAAAAGUGUGCAGAUUAUGCUUAAUUACAGACGUUAAAAUGUACGACGUGGAGUCAUAUCCGUUUGUAAAUUAUUUUGAGUCAAUAAUUGGAAAUAAUGCAUUUAAUGCAUUGGGGAUGCCGCUGUACAGUUGUUAUGAGUGCACAGCUCUUGCCAAGAAAUAUCACGACUUCAAGGAGCGAUGUAUAAGGGGACAAGCAGUGCUUUACGACUUAUUAUGUAAAUCUGGAAAGAUUACAAAAACUGGUAUCACCUGUGUAAAUAGACAUGAUCUACAUCUGCAGUCUAAUUUAAGCACUACAAAAUCUUUCGUCGUAGAUGUGUUAAUAGACUAUCAGUGUCCGGAAAUAUCACCAGAAAAAAGCCAGCAAGAAAUUAAACAAGAGCCAUCUAUUGAAGAUAUUGAACAACCAAGUGCAGUUGAAACAGAAGAUGUUAAGUUGGAGGACUCGUUUGAUGUGUUUCUGUCACCAACAGUAUCAUCUAGUGAGGAUGAUGAACCAUUGUCGCGGCACAGGAGUAAAGAUAAAGAUAAAAAGAAGGGAAAGAAGAAGAAAAAGAUUGUGGGCGACAAUUGCAGUACCAAUAAUGAUACCAACGAGGCUUCCGAACCAGAAGUGCUUCCAGUGGUACCCAGAAAGCGAGGGCGUCCAAAGAAGACGGAGACAGUGCCAAAGCCUCGGAAGGGUCGCCGCGCUCCGACCGUUGAGGGUAUACCGUGUGAUGAGGACGACCUGGAACAGUAUGUCACUGUUAUAAAAUUGACGGAACAAGAGCAGAUUGAAGAAAUUAUGAAACGGCAGGAGUCGUCUAACUAUUUGAACGCGCCGUACCGCUGCGACCUCUGCUACAAGGGUUUCAUAGAGCCGCGAGCAUGGAAGCACCAUCGCAGCAAGCAUGACCCAAGUGCCGGCGAUAUAGAAUGCGUGGUAUGUAAGUUCAGGUUUAAAACAAAACGCACGCUGCAGAAACACGCCGCCAAUCAUGAGAAGAAAUACGCUUGUAAAUCGUGCCCCUACAUCUCAAAAACUACAACCCAGGCGAAACAACAUCAAAGGUGGCAUAAGGGUGUCACUUACAAAUGUCAGUACUGUGACGAGGUUUCCACUAAAUGGACAUCAUACCUGAGCCACGUGCGGAUCAAACACCCUUCGGAGUUCAUCUGCGGCGUGUGUGGAUAUUCGUUCGUGAGCAAGCUGGGCCUCGCCAUGCACAAGACCAUGAUGCACAAGGAACAAGCGCAAAAGGAACAAGAGGAAGGUGAGAACGAGGAAGAUAUGCAGUAUUGCAAAGAUUGCGAUGUGAAGUUCAUAUCGUUGGAAGCGUUCAAGAGACACAUGGUCACGUCUGCGAAGCACGCGCAAAGCACGAACUUCAACACGGGUUGCCGCGCGUGCGGGGAGACGUUCGAGUGCGCGGAGUCGCUGCGGCUGCACCACCGGCGGCAGCACGCGCGCCAGCGACCCAAGAACUACGGCAAGAAGCCCGCCGCGCUCCGCUGGCCCACGCGCUGCGAACACUGCUCGGAAGAGAUUCCAAACGCGCGCGAGUACUGGACGCACUUUCGGCGCGCCCACCCAGACAAGAAGUACCCCAUACAGAAGAAUUACAUCUGUGAUAUAUGCGGCAAGGGCUUCCGGGGCAACGCGUUUUUGGUGUACCACAAGCGGACCCACUUCGAGGAGCGUGCGUACAAAUGCGCGCAAUGUCCGAAGGCUUUCCACAACCGCACCAACCUGCAGAUGCACGAGAAGACGCACUCCGACCACCGGCCGUACCCCUGCACUGUUUGUAUGAAGGCGUUCAAGUCCAAGGGCGCACUCGACAGACACUUUAGAAGUCACACCGGCGUGAAGCCGUACCCGUGCGAGGUGUGCGGCAAGGCGUUCGGUCAGUCCAACAGCCGCAAGUUACACGUGCGCACCGUCCACCUGCGGCAGCCCGCGCCCUACCUCAGCCGCACCCGCCUCGAGCGACUCGAGAGACGCGCGCGGCCUCCGCGACCCGACGCCUGCUACUGAACGGUCACCAGUCACUCCCACACCACAAAUCGAAAUAACGUUUUUUAUAAUUAUCUCUGUCUGCCUAUUGCCGUCGGUACGUUACAUAGAUAUUCAUCAUGUGAGCGAAACAUUCCUGUUUAAUUUAUUAGAGUUUGUAAUACGAAAUGUCCUAUUAAAUGAAAUAUAUUAGAAUGAAUUUAGGUAGUAUAAUAUUUUUUUUAUGAAAUCUAUUUUAUAUUCGCAAUGACUCGUAUCGAGCCGGUAUAAAUAUAUUUAGAUAAAUCUUACUGUAUUUUGUUAUAUUUAGUUGCUUAGGUGUUACAGGCGC